AUGGCAUUGGAUGGCAAUAAUCCGACGAUGCUGGAUGGUUAUGGUGGCUUCAAUAAUGUCCUUAUGCCUGAUUUUUCGUUUUCCCGCAUUUUACUCCUCAAUCAUUUCAAAGGGCUUUAUGCAGUUGCUAAUUUGCGGGGUGGAGGUGAAUAUGGCGAGAAAUGGCACGAAGCUGGUGUACGCAGACUAAAGCAAAAUGUCUUCGAUGAUUUCAUAGCGGCUGCGGAGUAUCUGGUCAAUAACAAUUAUACAUCGCCUAAAAGCGUCUCGUUCCGAGCAUCGCCACCGCUAGACCACGAUGGAGCACCAGGAGAAAAGCAGCAUUGA
Molecule: messenger RNA, 327 nt
Organism: Gongylonema pulchrum
Lineage: Eukaryota; Metazoa; Nematoda; Chromadorea; Rhabditida; Gongylonematidae
Source: the annotation of a GenBank genome assembly